This is a messenger RNA of Nothobranchius furzeri (turquoise killifish), 2375 nucleotides long. RefSeq names its product carbohydrate sulfotransferase 6-like. Lineage: Eukaryota; Metazoa; Chordata; Actinopteri; Cyprinodontiformes; Nothobranchiidae. Gene Ontology annotation, biological process: N-acetylglucosamine metabolic process; sulfur compound metabolic process. The record is from RefSeq and is a predicted model, not a curated record. Gene Ontology annotation, molecular function: N-acetylglucosamine 6-O-sulfotransferase activity. Gene Ontology annotation, cellular component: trans-Golgi network.
CUCAUCACCUUGUUCAGUAAGUCACCUGAGGACACAGCGUUUGCUAACAAACUCAACAAGCUCAGAGCGGAACCAGACUAACACGCUUCUGACUCAGGCAUCACAUUCACAUUGUUACAACAUCAGAAAUCUGCUCAACGGCACACAAAUGUUGCUUCGGCUCGGCUUUAGCUGUCCGGAGCAUCAUCAGAGAGCAAUCAGUGGCUGAAACCGGAUCUGAGCGUCCAAAUGAGAAUAGAAGCUCACACAGGAAACUCAGCUGAAGCUUUCUGGAGUCGGAUCUACAUCACAUCGUGUUUUAGCGUUACAGAUGUGUAGGUUGUAGUUCUUUCUCUGGAUUUGAAAAGAAUGCAUCAUAAAAGAUGAUUUACUGAACUUUCCACGCAGGAAAAGGGAUUUAUACAGCAGCUAUUUGAAUAACUCAUUCGUUCAAGUGUAGCAGGGGAACUGUUUAUCUGACGAAACCAGACGUGAAACGUCUUCUUCGGUCAUUUAGUGCCAAAACGCUUCAGUGCGUCUAAAAUGCAACACACCUCCUGAGACUGACACAAACAAACAAAUCACUCAUACAGAGUUGUUUGGUUAGAGCUCUUACAUUACGUAAAAGGCAGGUUUUAAAUAUAACUUUGUCUGGUUUGUUUCGUCCUCCUGUGCAGAAAAGGUGGUUUGCAUAAAGAGAAAGGCUGACGGGAGAUUCGCAGCAUGAGUAGAGCGUUCUCCAGGGGCGUUUUCUUCCUGGUCAUCCUGCAGGGCGCAGCAGUGGUGCUGGUCUGCCACUGGUUCCUUCAGCUCUCUCCCUGCUCGUCUCCUCCUCAAAGAAAGGUUCAUGUCUUGUUGCUGUCGUCGUGGCGUUCGGGCUCGUCCUUCCUGGGUCAGGUUUUCAGUCAGCACCCGUCUGUUUUCUAUCUAAUGGAGCCCGCUUGGCACGUGUGGACCAGAGCAGAGAGACCUCGGGCCCGGCUCCUCCGGAUGGCUGUGAGGGAUUGUCUAUGGAGUCUCUACCAGUGUGACUUCUCAGUGAUGGAUGCUUAUCUCCCAGAAAACCCCAGAGUUUCCUCUUUAUUCAUGUGGACAGAAAGUCAGGCUCUGUGCUCGCCUCCAGCCUGUUCCAUUACAGCAAAUAAUGAGACCCAGUGUCUUCAGAAAUGUGACGCUGCAGGUCUGCAGACGGCGGAGAAGGCCUGCAGCUCAUACAGUCAUGUGGUGAUAAAAGAAACACGAUUAUUUGAACUGGAAUCUCUUUUUCCUCUGUUGCAAGACCCUACUCUGGAUCUCCGCAUCAUCCAUCUGGUCCGGGAUCCACGGGCCGUUCUGAGGUCCAGAGAGGAGUCUGCUGCAUAUUUGGAGUUUGAUGACGCUGUUGUCUUGGGGCAGAAGAAGGUAGAUCAGGUUCAGUAUGAGGUGAUGAAGGAAAUCUGCCAGAGCCACAUUCGCAUCAGUGAGACAGCUUUCCUGAACCCUCCAUCAUUCCUGGGAGGCCGCUACAAACUUGUUCGCUAUGAGGAUGUGGUACGCAACCCUAUAAAGGAGGCCAGUGAUCUUUAUGAUUUUGUAGGGUUGGAGAUGACUGAAAAGGUGGGUGAAUGGAUCUACAGGAAGACCCGCGGAAGGAGGAAAGGCACUUGGAAGGACGCUUUUCAGAUUAUUUCUCGAGACGCUACCCAGGUGUCUGAGGCCUGGGGCACCAUGCUGCCUCACAGCAAGGUUAGCCUCAUUCAGGAAGUGUGUAAAGAGGCCAUGUGGCUGCUCGGCUACAGGAAAGUCGACAGUGAAAAACAACAAAAGACACUUGAUCUGGAUCUGUUAGAUCCACUGGAUCCACAUAAAAACCAACGAAAUACUUAGUUAUCAGAGCGGCUUCACAGAUGUACCUCCGGUCUGAGAACUGUGCAGACUGAUCGAGCACAGACGUGUGUGCAAAUCAGUUCUGCUGUUGAGAUUUAAAGGACCAACCAAGAACUCUGUUUGCAAAUGAGCUUUCAGCUAGAAAGUCUGAACAGGACAACGGCUGCGUUGUUCUUACAAGUGAGCCUUUUUGUGCUCCUCAAUCAAAUAAACCUAAACUAAACUGAUUGUAAUGUUUUUCCGUUUUGUUCAAUUCAAUUCAAGUUUAUUUAUAAAGCGCCAAAUCACGACAAGAGUCGUCUCAAGGCACUUCACAAAAUUAACAUUCUAAUUCAGGUCAGUUCAUUAAGCCAAUCAGAAAUAAAGUUUCCUAUAUAAGGAACCCAGCAAAUUGCUGUAAAGUCACUGACUAGUGUCAGUGACUUUACAGCAAUCCUCAUACUAAGCAAGCAUAAAGCGACAGUGGAGAGGAAAACUCCCUUUUAACAGGAAGAAACCUCCAGAGAAUCCUGGCUAACCCCGGGUUUCCA